CACCGUGACCGUUCUCCAUCGCCGCCACAUCCUCGCUCUGUUCCGUAGCGAGGCCUCUUCGCUGCUGCCCGGGCCCUGAACGCGGGACGGGAACCUCCCGCUUACCCCCGCCUCCCGCCGCAGUGGACGGUCCCUCGCAUCCCGGAAGAAGGGACCGGCCACUUCCUUUUACCGGGACCGGACCGGAGCCGCCACCAUGACUGCCACGCUGCGCCCGUACCUGAACGCGGUGCGCGCCACGCUGCAGGCCGCGCUGUGCCUGGAGAACUUCUCCUCGCAGGUGGUGGAGCGGCACAACAAGCCUGAGGUGGAAGUCAGGAGCAGCAAAGAGCUGCUGUUGCAGCCAGUAAUCAUCAGCAGGAAUGAGAAGGAGAAGGUUCUCAUCGAGGGCUCCAUCAAUUCCGUGCGUGUCAGCAUCGCGGUGAAGCAGGCUGAUGAGAUCGAGAAGAUUUUGUGCCACAAAUUCAUGCGCUUCAUGAUGAUGAGGGCUGAGAACUUCUUCAUCCUGCGCAGGAAGCCUGUGGAAGGCUAUGACAUCAGCUUCUUGAUCACAAACUUCCACACGGAGCAGAUGUACAAGCACAAGCUGGUGGACUUUGUCAUCCAUUUCAUGGAAGAGAUUGACAAGGAGAUCAGCGAGAUGAAGCUCUCCGUCAAUGCCAGGGCCCGCAUCGUGGCAGAGGAGUUCCUCAAGAAUUUUUAGGCCGUGGUGCAGGACCCCGUGGCUCCCCAACGCUUGUGCCCCCCGGCACUGUGCCUGCUGCUGCUGCCCCUGGGGGUGGCCGGGCCGGCCCCCGCCUGCCCCUCGCCGGGCCAGGAGUGGCCCCCGCUUUGCAGCAGAGCGGCCCCGGGUGCUGCUGCUGUCUCGUCUCGUUUUUUUAAAGCGGUCGUUUGCUGUAA
Molecule: messenger RNA, 900 nt
Organism: Phalacrocorax carbo (great cormorant)
Lineage: Eukaryota; Metazoa; Chordata; Aves; Suliformes; Phalacrocoracidae
Source: RefSeq, a predicted model, not a curated record